Molecule: messenger RNA, 3227 nt
Organism: Drosophila serrata
Lineage: Eukaryota; Metazoa; Arthropoda; Insecta; Diptera; Drosophilidae
Gene: RluA-1
Product: RluA pseudouridine synthase 1
Biological process (GO): enzyme-directed rRNA pseudouridine synthesis
Molecular function (GO): RNA binding; pseudouridine synthase activity
Source: RefSeq, a predicted model, not a curated record
CUCGAGUAGACGGCGUGAAUGCUCUCGUCGGACAGGCAACCUUAAAAUCGGUUUAAGAUUUCAAAUAAAACCGUGGACCAUCGCUGCGAUUAUUUCUAAGCAAACGCGGAUAACUACACACGGAUCUGUAAUUGACUUUAAAAGCAUUAUAAACCCGACAAUUUACGGCGCAACGAAUGUAAACAAACGAUCGAAUAACUCGGUAAAGAUCUCUGUGAGCGUGAUGUGUGUGUAAUCCGCAUAGUUAUCAUUACCCAACAGAUGUUAAUGUGAUUUUUUCGGAAUAAUAACCAAUUUUCAAACCUGCAGUUCGGCCUUCGCGAAAGUGAGAUAUAUACUCGGGGAAAAGUGAGAGAAACAAAGUGAGUUAAAAUGCAGAAUUCGCCGGCAGCCUGUGCCUGGUAUCUGCCCUGGUCCCUGGCCGCCCAGCAGCAGCACCAGCAGAAGAUGCUCCAGAUGCAGUCACCGUUCCUGGACAAGUUGGGCGCCGGCGCCGGUGGCAUCUUUGCCGCCCAGCCCCAGAUGCAUCAGCAGCUGCAUCAGCAACAGCAACAGCAGCAGCAGCAGCAACUAUCGCCGAACACAGCCGCCGCUCCACCGGCCAACUAUCAGCAGCCGGCCUUGCAUCCCAGUGCCGCUCCCGGAGCCCACUUCCCGUACAACCUGGCACCGCAGCUGCAUCAGGCCACUGGCUACGCGGCUCAGCUAAAUCCUGCCCAGAAUCCCCUUGCCCAGAUGCACUCUGCCAUGUUCUCCUCGCUGCCGCUGGGAGCCUACUAUGCCCCAGCAGCAGCAGCAGCAGCGGCGGCUGCAGCAGCCGGCGGAGGACACUCACCUUUCGGUGGUGUUCCACUGACACAGGCCGCCCAACAGUCACUGCUGGCAGCGGCCACUGGCGUAGGCGGAGGAGGUGCACCUGGUCUGGGCCAGCCGCAGCAAGCGCCGGCACCAACGCAGAUGCCUGUCCAGGUGCCCGUUCAGAUGACUCCGCGGGCAGCGCCGCCGUCUUCCUGCACCAUGCAACUCCAGCAACUCAACUGCCUGCCCCAUCAUCCCCAGGAGCUGAAUCACCUGUCGUCCAUAAAUCUCGGCCUGACCGGCGUCGUCGGACUGCGGAAUCAGGCAGCUGCGGCAGCUGCCGUGGCGGCGGCAUCGUCGCUCCAAGCUAUCCAGGUCUUGCCAAGUGCCGAGCUACCGCCGCUGAAUAAAAAGACUAUAUCUCCAAGGGACUCUGAAAACGCAAAAGUUAAGAUACCAGAAAAGCGGAAAACAGAUGAUAAUGAUCAAAUCAAGGAGUUAAAAAAGGCUAAGCUCGAGACAAAAGCAUUGAAGGCUAAAAGACCCGGAUUUACGGAUGAGAGAUAUCAAGAAACCUCCUACUAUAUGGAAAAUGGUCUUCGAAAGGUCUAUCCUUACUACUUCACAUUCACAACCUUUACGAAGGGCCGUUGGGUGGGCGAGAAGAUAUUGGAUAUCUUUGCGAGGGAGUUCCGGGCACAUCCUGCCGAGGAAUAUGAACGAUGCAUCCAAACUGGCACUUUGACAGUCAACUUUGAGAAGGUUCCGAUUGAUUAUCGGCUGAAGCAUAAUGAUUUGCUGGCCAAUAUAGUUCACAGACACGAGGUGCCCGUGACUUGUCAACCAAUUAAAAUUGUGCAUAUGGAUGAGGACAUUGUAGUUGUAAAUAAGCCAGCAUCGAUACCUGUACAUCCCUGCGGACGCUACAGGCACAACACUGUGGUCUUCAUUCUCGCCAAGGAGUUCAAUCUCAAGAAUCUACGCACAAUCCAUCGACUGGAUCGGUUGACCUCUGGCCUUCUCCUCUUCGGGCGCAGUCCCAAGAAGGCACGACAAAUGGAGCAGCAGAUACGCAAUCGUCAGGUGGAAAAGGAGUAUAUCUGCCGGGUCGAGGGAGUUUUUCCCGACGGCAUUGUGGAGUGCAAGGAGCCCAUUGAAGUGGUUAGCUACAAGAUAGGAGUGUGCAAAGUAUCCCCAAAAGGUAAAGAUUGCACAACCACCUUCCAGAAACUGUCGCAGAACGGCACCACCAGUGUGGUGCUCUGUAAGCCACUCACUGGACGAAUGCAUCAGAUAAGGGUACACUUGCAGUACUUGGGUUAUCCCAUUCUGAACGAUCCCCUGUACAAUCACGAAGUCUUUGGUCCUUUAAAGGGUCGCUCUGGAGAUAUUGGUGGCAAGACAGACGAUGAACUUAUAAGAGAUCUCAUAAAUAUACACAACGCUGAGAACUGGCUGGGCAUAGAUUGUGAUUCCGAUAUAUCCAUGUUUAAGAACUCCAAGGACGAGACCGAUGGCGAAAGUCUCAGCAGUGAGCACACUUCCGUUGUUCACCAUAGCGACGAUGAUGCGGGUAUAAAUUCCCGGGAAACCACACCUCCUUGCCUUGACGCCCAGCAACCGCAGCCUCAGCCUGAUCUGGGUGUGAAAACCCCAGAAAUCACAAAUCCAGUAAAGGAAUAUCCCAUUGCCGCAGAGAAGUCUUCCACAGAGAUAAUGCCGCCAGCUCUGCAGAGUUCGAGUUCAAUGGAAUCUGUAGUUAGUGCCACAGGAGGAGGAAUUAAGCUGAACAAGAUCACCAUUGAUGAACAUUGCUACGAGUGCAAAGUGCACUACAGAGAUCCCAAAUCGAAGGAUCUUAUUAUGUAUUUGCACGCUUGGAAGUACAAGGGACCCGGCUGGGAGUACGAAACCGAGCUGCCCAACUGGGCCUGCACGGAUUGGGACCACUUGGACUCGACAUGAGGACACCAUACUAUUACUUAACAUAUAUAUUAGAAAAACAGACCAAAAUCGACAACAAUAUCUAUAAAUACAUAUAUCAUAAUUAAAAGAUGUGCCUUUAAGAUUGGAUAGCAUGAUGCAAGCGCUUCAGUUUAAUGCAUUAUACAAAUAAUAUUUAUGUACACAAGGUCGUAGUAUAAAUCCUAUAGAAAAGAGUUCACACAAUCAAUUCACAAAAAAAAAACAAAAAUAUAUACAAUAUAGGCUAAUUACAAGAGCUGAAAAGACGUGCAAAUAAAUUCGAAGCUUUUAUUACAAAAUAAUAGGUAUAUUUAUAUGUAUACACAAGACAAGCACUUAUCCGAACUAAUCAGAUAUGUGAAAGGCAAUAUAUAAUGUUAUAUCUAUAAUCGGGAUAGACAACUUUUAGAGAAAUUAGUUUAUAUAAAUGUACGAGUGUGUAAAGCAGGAUUAUAUUCGCAAAC